Molecule: messenger RNA, 450 nt
Organism: Yarrowia lipolytica CLIB122
Lineage: Eukaryota; Fungi; Ascomycota; Dipodascomycetes; Dipodascales
Cellular component (GO): cytoplasm
Source: RefSeq, a predicted model, not a curated record
AUGUCAGUCAACAACUUCAACCCCGAAGAGGCCGAGAACCUCGAGGACAUCGAAAAGCAGUUUGCCGUCAAGGCGGUGCACCACCUGGAGACGUACUGGAAGCUGCUCCACGCCGUCAAGGGCUCGGAGCUCAAGCUCACCAAGAUCGACGACCAGAUCAUGACCCAUCUCAUCACAGUGUUCCCCGAGUACCUGGAUCACGAGAAGGUGCGAGUGCUGGACGAGAACGACAUGAAGUCGCCCACCAACAAGCCCAAGUGGAGAGAAUUCAUGAACACGUACGAGAACAUCAUUGCCGACUACAACUUUGGCACCAUUCUGCGAGUUGAUGCUUCCAAGGGCUACACUGAGACCAACACCAUGUUUGUGCCUCGAAUGCAGUUCCUGGCCAUUGAAAUUGCUCGAAACAAGUACGGUCUCAACGACUGGGUCUACCAGUCUGACGCCUAA